GAUGCGGAUUCCGGGGCCCGUGCUGCUCCGCUGCCCCUGGGAACUCACGUCCCCGAAGCCUGGCAGUGCCGCGGGCGCGGGCCGCCGUGUAGUGACCAACUUCCUGGUGUGAGGGGUUUGCCAGCCACUGUCGCUGAGUGAUUGCGCCAGCGAGAGCCGAAAAACCUCCUUAGCACCCCUCAGAGUUCGGCUGUACCUGCCGAGACGUCAAAGCUCUGCGGAGGUAGGAGUUGAGUUUGGCGGGCUGAGAAGUAACCAGAUCCUUGAUCUGAGCCCAAACACCCUUCCUAACCUCUUCGCCUUGGGGGUAAAAAGGCCUCCGUUAUAAAAGCGGAACUUUCCCCUCACCUCUCAGGAUCUCAUGGAGCCCAGAGGGACCAAGAGAGGAGCUGGGAAGGUAGAAGUAGCUGAACCUCGGAACAAACUCCCCCACCCAGCCCCUUCACUACCCACAGACCCUGCCCUCUACUCUGGGCCCUUUCCUUUUUACCGGCGCCCUUCCCAAAUGGGCUGCUUCUCCCUGGAUGCCCAACGCCAGUACCAUGGAGAUGCCCAAGCCUUACGCUACUACAGCCCACCCCCCACCAAUGGUCAGUGCCCCAACUUUGACCUCAGAGAUGGAUACCCUGAUCGAUACCAGCCCCGGGACGAGGAGGUCCGAGAAGGCCUGGACCACCUGCUACGCUGGCUCCUGGAGCACCGAGGCCGGCUGGAAGGGGAUCCAAGCUGGCUGGCAGGGGCCAUAGUGACAUGGCGGGGGCACCUGACAAAACUGCUGACAACACCAUAUGAGCGGCAGGAAGGGUGGCAGCUGGCGGCCUCCAGGUUCCAGGGGACACUGUACCUGAGUGAGGUAGAGACACCAGCUGCUCGAGCCCAGAGGCUUGCCCGGCCACCCCUCCUUCGGGAACUUAUGUACAUGGGGUACAAGUUUGAGCAGUACAUGUGUGCAGACAAACCUGGAGGCUCCCCGGACCCAUCUGGGGAGGUUAAUACCAACGUGGCAUUCUGCUCUGUGCUACGCAGCCGCUUGGGAAACCACCCUCUGCUCUUCUCAGGGGAGGUAGACUGCACAGACCCACAGGCCCCGUCCCCACAGCCCCCCACCUGCUAUGUGGAACUCAAGACCUCCAAGGAGAUGCACAGCCCUGGCCAAUGGAGGAGUUUCUACAGACACAAGCUUCUGAAAUGGUGGGCUCAGUCAUUCCUCCUGGGGGUCCCAAAUGUUGUUGCUGGCUUCCGUAACCCAGAGGGUUUCGUCUGUUCCCUCAAGACCUUUCCCACCAUGCAGAUGUUCGAACACGUCAGGAAUGACCGUGACGGCUGGAAUCCCUCUGUGUGCAUGAACUUCUGUGCUGCCUUCCUUAGCUUUGCCCAGAACACAGUUAUCCAGGAUGACCCCAGGCUCGUCCACCUCUUCUCCUGGGAGCCUGGUGGCCCAGUCACAGUGUCUGUACAUCGAGAUGUACCCCAUGCCUUCCUGCCCACAUGGUAUGUGGAAGCCAUGACUCAGGACUUACCAUCAACCCCCAAGACACCAUCCCCUAAAGACUGAUACUUAAGGGCGGGAGCUGGUUCUGUCUCUGUGGAGUUAAAGACAUAUCUCCAGGUGCUUC
Messenger RNA from Phyllostomus discolor (pale spear-nosed bat), 1616 nucleotides. RefSeq names its product decapping exoribonuclease (gene DXO). Gene Ontology annotation, cellular component: cytosol; nucleus. Lineage: Eukaryota; Metazoa; Chordata; Mammalia; Chiroptera; Phyllostomidae. The transcript is spliced from 7 exons. The record is from RefSeq and is a predicted model, not a curated record. Gene Ontology annotation, molecular function: mRNA 5'-diphosphatase activity. The coding region runs from base 362 to 1555 and encodes 397 amino acids. Gene Ontology annotation, biological process: NAD-cap decapping; nuclear-transcribed mRNA catabolic process.